This is a messenger RNA of Carassius carassius (crucian carp), 2414 nucleotides long. RefSeq names its product zinc finger translocation-associated protein-like. Gene Ontology annotation, biological process: negative regulation of DNA-templated transcription. NCBI's taxonomy places the organism in Eukaryota, Metazoa, Chordata, Actinopteri, Cypriniformes, Cyprinidae. The coding region runs from base 391 to 2289 and encodes 632 amino acids. The record is from RefSeq and is a predicted model, not a curated record. The transcript is spliced from 5 exons.
ACAGCUGCUACUGUCUCUUUAAAUUUACCCAGGAGCCCCUAAAGGAGCCCCAGGGGCCCCUAAGCUCGGCUCUCCACCCUGAAGACAAGCAGAUCAUCUAAAUACAAACAGGAGACCGCUUAAAGUCACCGACCAUAAGAUCUGCACUCCAACCUCGAUCUAAAUGCGACUUGUAUCGUCACGUAAAGUUAAGUUUACUUAAACCAAAAAGCAAUCAGCGGCGAGGCUUCAGUGCAGACACACACACACACACACACAAACACACACACAGUGUAAUGGGUGAGUGCGUGUUUCAGAUAUUUAGUCAACCACCCGACGAAUGCAUCUACGAAAUCCUCCGCUUGUGAGUUCAUCGUACAAAAGGUGGGUACUUGAAAACAUCACACAGGUAUGGAUGAAGCGGAGUCCAAAGAGUCGGUGCACAAAGCUGAACAGACAGAAUCUCGCUCAUUAAUAAUAAAAACUGAGGAAGAGGAGGCGACACCGCAGCGGGGACACUCGGGGGAGCUCUCAGCAGCUCAAGAGGAUGUGACCAAUGGUCUCACAUCUCAUGACAGCCAGGAUGCUCCUGUCACCUCUGUCUGUUCCCCAGGCACCAGUUACUGGUGUGUCUCUGAGAGCGCAGACUCGCCUUUCCUUCUGUCUCCCAUCCCAGGACCAUCCACAAAGGACCCCCCUCCAGUAAAGCAAACACCUGGCCGAGACCACCGGCGCUAUUACCACGAGUACUGGCGCAGCGAGUACCUCAUGGACUUCGAGCCACAGAGACAAGGGAUGAUCUGCAUGGUGUGUGGCAGUUCACUGGCAACCCUGAAGUUAAGCACCAUCAAGAGGCACAUCAAUCAGAAGCAUCCGUACUCCCUGCUGUGGAGCGAGUCAGAUAAAGAUGUGAUCCGCUCGGGAUGGGAGAGUCAUUUGAAUCGAGAAAACAGCCAGGGGCCGUUAUGUCCCACUCCAGAUGUUCCUCCAGAGUCACAGGAGAUUCUGGAUGUUAACAGGCACUCCACAGGCAAGUCUGGUGGUUCCAUCUCUCCAGUACUUCAGGCCCAGUCUGACAUUAACAGGGUCACGCCAUCCCCUCCGACCGUCUCCUUGCUCCAGGAGCUCCCGGGCCCCACAGCUCAGGUGAUGGAGCGCUACCUGAACGACUCGCUGCAUGCCUGGUUCCGCCAGGAGUUCCUGAUGGAAUACCAGGCGGAAGAGGGCCGUCUAGUAUGCAUGGUAUGCAGCCGUCUGCUACCUUCACUGCACCUGGAUCACAUCAAGAGUCACAUGCUGGAUCUGCACCCAAACUCUCUGCUGUACAGCGCUGAGGAAAAGCACUCCAUCCUGCAGACCUGGGCUAAGAUGCACGGUGAAGAAUCCUACUCUUUACAGCCUCAAAUCAAAUCGGAACAGCAUACCAAAGAAAUAAACUUAGACGGUUCAGCCUCAUUCAUUCCUGUGAACGUGGAUCCCCUUCAGGGAAACUUGGUGAACUACAUAAGAGGAGAUGAGAAUCCACCUGACACUGGUCAGAGAGCCCAGUCUUUACCUUAUCAUCCCAGAAAGAGAAGACUGAAAUGCGGCAGCCCCUGGCGUCUUCGCCUGGAUUAUUUAGUGGCAUACGGUCCUCCGGAAAACCCGCUCUGCUACUGUAUGGUGUGUUCUGAACACAUGCCUGUGCCAAGGGUCAGCAUCUUCCGCAAACACAUCCAGGAGUGCCAUCCGGAGACAAGUGGCCUCAGCCGGAGUGAGAGAGAUGCUGUGGUCAGCGCUUGGAUAAAGGAGGAGAAUAUCGACAAGGCUACACCAAAAGAGGAUGACCCACAGAGUGGCCCUGUCACUGCAAACGCUGCUGGUGACACUCAGGUGUCUCCUGUGAAAACCACAGAGCAAGGAGGUAAAACAGAAGACAAUAAUAGCACAAAUAUUACACCUUCAAGGCAGACGCCUUCACGGCACAGGCACUACCCGGGGAAGGACCAGCGGCGCAAUUAUCAGGCCCGCUGGAAGAUGGACUUCCUGAUGGACUACAACUGCAGGAAGCACGGAUUGAUCUGCAUGGUGUGUGGUGCUACGCUCGCAACACUAAAGGUCAGCACUAUUAAGAGACACAUUCUACAAGUGCACCCUCACUCGCUGGACUACAACCCAGAAGAGAGGCAGCUGGUCCUGCUUUGCUACAACCAGAUCUCAGCGCACUUUCAUUCAGAUGACUGUUUUUCGGGUUCGAACCACGGCCAUAAAGAGAAUGAUAAUGGUAAUGCUUAUGUUAGUACCGAAUGCAAUACGAGCCAGAGCACUUAAAUGAAAGAGAAGGGUUAGGGAUGAGUUUUCAACAUCCUGUUUUUUGUUUUCCUUCACUCAGGAAGUUUGCUGCGUUGUUAAACCCUUUUUUCUUUUUUAAAGAAUGUGACGUUGGAUUUUUUUGU